AACUGCUACAUUAAAAUGGGACAUUAAUAAUACUUCCAUUUGAAAGAAUGCUGCAGCCUUAAAAACAUUUAGUCUGGGAUUUGAAUAAAGUGUAUUAGUGGAAUUACAGAAUAUAAACUGUCACACAGGGUGGGAUAAGAUGAUUUUUACAACCUUAAAGCUGCUUAGGAGGGAAAAAAAAUAUGGAGAACUGUAUAUUAAGGGGUUAAUUUGUUUAUUUAUUUUUUCUUAAACACAGCAGCAGAUCCAGCAAAACACUUCCCCUACUCUGCUGGAGGGAAAAGUGAAGAGUUAUUAAGACGAUCCUUGAGCCUGAUUGUUAAAUUUCCAACUGCACUUGAAGGCAGCAGUCAUGUGUGUACACCAUGAGGAUUAUGGGUACAGCAUGGGGUGAGUUGCAUAAGGUUACCAAAGACAGUUGUUUUGAUAAUGGAGGCUGUUUCGGCGUCGGUCCUCCGUUCAAUCGCAGCCGGUAACGCUGCAUGCUCCCCGCUAUGAUGCAGCGGAUCACCAGCCUCGCUGCAGGCCGGGAGCUCGGCGGGCUCGUUGCCUGCACACCCGGGGUCUACGCCUGGAAGAGAGGCCCGACCUGCAGCAGGCAACCGGCCGCCGUGCACCGGUUGAGGACGGGGGUGUGUAUACGUCCUGAGCGUCCCUUCAGCGGGGAGCUUGGAGCACAGGGCCGGAGGUUGUGCAGGCGGGAUGUCGAGUUCGCCGGUCAGAAACACAGACUAUUCAGCUCACAGCCCGGAGCCGACGGCCCGCCGCCGGAGAGCCCCGGCGGUCAGCCUGCUAUCUCUGUGGUCGGCUCACCGGAUCCUAUCACAUGGAUCCGGUGCAAAGCCAUCAUGUGGGUCGUUCUGCUGUGGUUUGAGGUAGACAUCAUCUCUUCGGAGUUUGACAGAGGAGUAAAGCAGGCUUUUGUCCAUGUCUCUAACAUGAUGUCCAGUGGCAGAUACUGGGAGCUGAGGGGGAUAGUGUCCAAGGAGAUGGUGAAUUAUAUUGAGAAGAAGUGUCGUCCUCUCACCAAAGACCAGAGGCAACAGCUAGCAGUGUCAGUGGAUGAUAUUAUAUUUGUGCUGCCGGAAGACAUCUCUCUUGUUUUUGAUCAAUACGGUAGAACGUUCUGCAGUGUUGUCAUGAGGUUUUGGCUCCUGACGACACACGAAGGCCCCGAUGACCCCGAGGCAACAAAAAUCUUCAAAGUGGCCCCCAGUGAAGAUGGCAGCCCACAGAAGAAAAUAGUGACAGCGGUCUAUGAAUUCCACCGAGAGCUGACGACCGGAGCCUCUCCCGAUUGGACAGUCACCACCGUCUGGCACUGGCACUGGAAACUGUUUGAGUGAUUUGACUCAACGCUGCAAGGUCAUCAGGACACGUCAACGGACUAGUGAUUGAUUGAUUGAUAGUGACUGAAUGAAGGACAGCCUUCAACUGGACAACAGACAAAGCAAGCAGCAGAUUAAAGAACUGUCCAUCUGGAUCACAUGAAACUGAACCACAGCAGGGACACUUUGCAGAUGACCUCAGAACUUUAUAUAUAUAUACAUGACCCUACUUGAACAUCCUCCUUUGACCCUCGUAUGCCUUUGAAACACUCUUCCAGUGAUUUUACACAGUUCCCAGAAAGUCACUUACUGUAGCGCCCCUCUGAUCUGAUCCACCUGCAGAACACUAUCAGCUUAAACAUAUGAACAGAUGUCAUUGGAGGAACAUUCAAAAAAUAUUAAUGUAUAUAAUUAAUAUUGUUAAAAUAUGCUACAAGUCUGGGUUGAGUGUUUUGACAAAAAAAAAAAAAUCUUAUCUCAUUCCACUCACUAGCUUUUUUUGGGCUUUCAGCUGCGUCUCAUGGUCUUCCUCAGUGGAUGGACUUUCAUCAGUUGUUAUUACAUAACAUAAAGUAUUUGAUCACAUGACAACAGGCGUUCAUAUAUGGGACCAAACCUCCACAUCUACUGUAGGUCACAUGACGACAACUGAGCCAUCUCUAUGACAACUGAACACCUCCAUCAUGGCUGAAAGUCACAGCAAAGCUACUAAGUGGACCUAGAGUUAAGUUUUUUUGUUUUUUUUGGCAAAUCACAAUUUCCAAAGUGACGAUGAACUCUUGAUACCUGUUAAACCGAUACCUCAUAUGAAUAAACUGCUUGAU
This is a messenger RNA of Thunnus maccoyii (southern bluefin tuna), 2152 nucleotides long. RefSeq lists its product as uncharacterized. Gene Ontology annotation, cellular component: mitochondrial inner membrane. Bases 483 to 1346 code for a protein of 287 amino acids. Lineage: Eukaryota; Metazoa; Chordata; Actinopteri; Scombriformes; Scombridae. Gene Ontology annotation, molecular function: ribosome binding. The transcript has 5 exons. Gene Ontology annotation, biological process: protein insertion into mitochondrial inner membrane from matrix; inner mitochondrial membrane organization. The record is from RefSeq and is a predicted model, not a curated record.